AUGCCGCCACCAGUCCGAAACCCAACGUACAUGCUCGCGCCCAAUUGGACCUUCCUCCCGGGAGGCCCAAUUGGUCUCGGCAACAUCAUUGCGGAUCCCUUCUAUCCCCAUAUCGUGCUUACUCGACCCGCCAUAGACCCCGAGUCCUCGCCAUCUGUCCAACGGGCCCUUGAGAGGGAUUGCCAGCUGCAGUCAGGUUCCAAGCUGGGUGUGUCGGUCGGCCUUUGGGCAAGAUUCCUCGAUAGUGUUGGCCUGAAUCUGAGGACGAAGCACGAGAACCAACGAAGCACAACGUACAAAAUGAGCAGCCUCGAGACCUUGUACUACACGGACAUGCCCACCUUGGCAGAAGUCCAGGAGCGGAUCGAGGACCCUGUCGUCCACGAGCUGAUGCGCCUGAACAACCCCUUCUCCAAGCCCGUGUACAUGGUUACCGGGCUCAAGAUUGCCAAGGGCUUCUCCCUCUCCGACAGCGGGUCUUCCACCAAUGGCGGCUCUGUGGGAAGUGACAUCCCGAUUGCCGGCGGGCCUGCUACUGUUGGGGCCGAGGCCGCCGUCGAGGUUGAGAAGGAGCAUAGCUACAAAUCCGAGGCUGGGUCCGACAUUGUUUUCGCGUAUCAGCUGAUGACGAUUGCACCCAAAGGCUGGAAGAAAAAGACAUUCAGGUUGGCCGAGCACCAUUCCUCGGCCGUUUUCCUUGGCGACGAUGAUGACGAGGAGGAACCGGCAAUUGAGGUUGAACUAGACUACCCCAAGGUAGCAGACCUAAAGGAAUUCGGCACGGACUUCUCGCACAUGACGGUUAUGGACGGUGUGGGAGAAUGCAUAUGUAUUGCAUAUGAAGGAGAGGAAUGA
Molecule: messenger RNA, 855 nt
Organism: Grosmannia clavigera kw1407
Lineage: Eukaryota; Fungi; Ascomycota; Sordariomycetes; Ophiostomatales; Ophiostomataceae
Exons: 1
Coding region: 1-855 (284 amino acids)
Source: RefSeq, a predicted model, not a curated record